Messenger RNA from Acanthoscelides obtectus, 2626 nucleotides. NCBI's taxonomy places the organism in Eukaryota, Metazoa, Arthropoda, Insecta, Coleoptera, Chrysomelidae. The record is from the annotation of a GenBank genome assembly.
UACAACCUUCACUUACUUUACUGGUAAAUAUUAAAAAAAGCACUAAACAGCUGCCAUCACAGUACCUUUUGGGUGUUUUUUGGAUAUUUUUGGAAAUUUGGCCUAAAUAUCGACUGUUGUCAUCACAAGACUUGACACGUGACACAUCUGACGUUUAAAUGACAACAAUCAUCUGACAAAUUCUAACCACAAUUUUCCCCAGUAUAACCUCAAAACACUAACGUGUGCUGUUUAUGAAAAAUUUUGAAUCUUUAAAGAAAAUAUAGAAUGGAAGUUCCUGUUAAUUUUAAGGGUGGAGGGUCAUUCGUGAAUCUUCCUCCUGUAUUUUCCGGCGAUGGAGAAAGUAUAUUUGUAUGUUGGAAGGAUCUGGUGGUAGAGUAUAGUGUAAAAACUGGAAAACUACUUCACGAGUAUAAAGGAGUACAAGAUAAAAUUAUAGGUUUUGGCCAUUGCAGUUACAAUUCAUAUGACUGCAUAGCAGCAUGUUCAGAAAAAGGAGAUAUAACUUUAUGGCAAGCUCUCACUCAUUUUAGGAUGUUUCAGAAGAAAAUUACAACAAAGAAAUUUAAUAAAUGCCUGAAAACCUUUCAUGUGAUUCCAUCAGAAGGCGAAUUUAAGGCAUUGAUUUCAUAUGAUGAUGGAAGCCGGGCUUUCUUUAAAGUAGUCACCCUAUGUGCAGAUUCUUAUAAAAAAAGCACUCUAUUUACUAUAGAGAAUGGCAAGCAAGAUUAUCAUUUAAGUGUUGGAAAUACAUAUUUUACUGUUGCUUGCGGAAACAGGUUAGAUUUUGUCACACUUGGGAGUACAAAACAGUUGUCAAGAGCAUUUAUUGAUGACAGCCUCACAUUUACCUGCAUAGCAACACAUCCAACAGAAGAAAUGGUUUUGACGGGUGAUAGUUUGGGGAGGGUAAGGUCUUGGCAAAACAUAUUUGGCAAAAAAAAAGUUCAAACAAUAUUCCAUUGGCACACUCUACCUGUAAGGACAGUCUGCUUUUCCACUACAGGUACUUAUUUCUACAGUGGUGCAGAUGAAUGUGUUUUAGUGAAAUGGCAGAUUGAAAAUGCUAAUGAUAGGAGCUUUGUCCCAAGAAUUGCUGCUGAAAUCAACCAUAUAGCAGUGUCAAAUAAUAAUUUUUAUGUAGCAGUAGCAACAAGAGAUAAUGCUAUAAGAAUUUUGGAUUCAACCUUGAAUCAAAUCACCCUUAUUCAACAGCUGGUGCUUGGGAAGCAUUAUGAUUGUGGUCUUACAUAUGAUCACAGGACAAAGGCACUAAUUAUGAAUGGAAAUCAAGGUCAAGUACAAUUUUACUCCACAGAGCAUAUGUCUCUAUUAUAUAAUGUGGAUAUUGUUGUACAAAAUAAAAUAACCAAUGAAAGGGACUGUGUGAUGAAAAACACUGAAAUCACAAAAAUAGCAAUUAGCAAAUGUGGAUUGUGGCUAGCUACAGUUGAGGAGAGAAUUGAUGAACUGUACAGUAAUGAAAUAAGACUGAAAUUUUGGAAAUUUGAUCUGACAAAUCAGAAGUUUGAACUCAAUACAUCUAUUGAAUAUCCCCAUGAAAAAUCAAUAAACAGCCUAGCAUUUCAACCAGUUUUGAAGAACAAUGUAGUAUGUAUAACUGUUGGAGAUGAUAAAAAGUUUAAAGUUUGGGGACUGUCGGAUGCAUCAACAGUGUACAAAAAGGAUAUUAUGUGGUUAUGUCUGGGCAUAGGGUUCCACAGAGAUCUUCCAUGCAAAUCUUUGUCUUUCUCUGCAGAUGGUUCUCUUCUAGCAACUGGUUUUGGCAAACUGCUGACAAUAUGGACUCCUGAUACAUGUGAACUGAAAUGCUCCUUGUCACAUCCAUUACACAUUGAGCCUGUGAAUCACAUAUGCUUUGGAACCGGCCUAAACUGUCAUCUUGUGGUAGCAGCGAGUUCCAACCAAGUCAGUGCAUGGAAUGUUUUGACCCUCACUAUGACAUGGACUGUAUGUUUGCCAGUGUCAUUACUUAUAACUGAUAGCUUGAGUGAGCAUAUGGCUGCAAUUACUCCUGAUAAUAAAGUUUACAUAUUUUCGCCAGCCUCACCAAAACUGAUCUACAAUAGCCAGGAUCUUCUGAAGGAGUAUGACAACAUUGUAGCUGCGACCUUUGUGCCUAGUAAAUUUAGUAGUGACAUUCGAUUGCAGUGGUACCAGAGGACACCACUAUUUUUUGUCACUUCAUCAAACGAAUUGUUUUGUUUAGGAGAAACGGAAUGCAUGGACGAGAUCGCUGAAAACGAGGAAGUUACAUCGGACGGAUUCUUUAGUAAAAUGCAACCACACUCUCGGAUCAGUAUGACGAAGUCUUCAGAUGUUGAUAAACUUAUGUUUGAGAAAGAUAUGGGACAUAAGUCGAUCAAAAAGUAUUUGGAAGCUCCUAUCCAUACUUCAAUUCCAGUCCGGUUCUUAUGUUAUUCUAUGAUAAGGUCCUUGUCAUUACAAAAUAAUAAUUAACCUAUCCGUUAAUGUGAAAUAUGUUUAAUAAAUCUGAAUAUAGAAACAGCAAUUGCGUUUUUUACCCUUCAACAUCCAUAGGAGUGGUUUCAAAAUAUCAUGGUUAACUCUCAUCCGGCAGUUGACUGUAUCACAUAGAGAUGGG